AUGAUGCUGUCCCGCUCGCUCCUCACUCUCUUCUCCCUGGCAGCAACGGCCGCCGCAACCGCAAUCCCUCGCGCCGACACGACCUGCACAAAUCCAGAGGUCCGCAAAGAAUGGCGUGAACUCACCACAACCGAGAAAGCAGAGUACAUCCGCGCCGCCGUCUGCCUCCGCAACCUCCCCAAAGCAAAAUACGCCGCCAUCGACGCCCUCCACGAGGACCUCCUCCGGUCCGAGUGCGGCUUCAAGGGAACGCAGCCAUACUGGGACUGGAGCAUCGACGCCGACGCCCUCGAUACGCAGCACUCCCCCGUCUUUGACCCGGUCACUGGCUUUGGUGGGGAUGGCAAGCGCACGGGUAGCGACGUGCCGGGCUUCCAGCGAUGCGUGGUCGACGGUCCGUUUGCCAACACGAACUUGACGUUGGCUAUGGGGUGGCCUGAUAUGAACACGCCCGGAAACAGGCUGCACUGCUUCACGCGCGAGUUCAACGGCGGCGAGGGUAACGACGCGAAUGGCGAUCCUAUUAUUGGUGAUAUGCAGGCGGGAGCAUACAACUCGAGGACCAUGAACACCAUCUACGGUUUCGACAGGUUCCCCGAUAUGGUCUCCAUGCUCGAGGGACUGCCGCAUGCGCAGAUUCACAGCAUCAUCUUUGGUGACAUGGGUCCCGCCACCUCGCCCAACGAGCCUCUCUUUUUCCUCCACCACGGCAAUGUUGACCGUGCCUGGGCCAAGUGGCAAGGGCGUAACGCUACCCGCCUCACCGAUUACGCAGGCUUCAACAACCCCGACAAGACCAUCUCCGCCUCCAUCACAGAUACCAUGCCUGUCUUGGAACUCGUCGACGUCGAGCCCGUCGUCAAGGACUACAUGGACACCCUGAGCGGUCCUCUGUGCUACACCUAUUCAUCCAUGUGA
Molecule: messenger RNA, 918 nt
Organism: Colletotrichum scovillei
Lineage: Eukaryota; Fungi; Ascomycota; Sordariomycetes; Glomerellales; Glomerellaceae
Exons: 4
Coding region: 1-918 (305 amino acids)
Molecular function (GO): oxidoreductase activity
Source: RefSeq, a predicted model, not a curated record